Messenger RNA from Sungouiella intermedia, 963 nucleotides. NCBI's taxonomy places the organism in Eukaryota, Fungi, Ascomycota, Pichiomycetes, Serinales, Metschnikowiaceae. The record is from the annotation of a GenBank genome assembly.
AUGUCUGAGGAUGUAGAAAAGGCAUGUGAUGAUAUUCUUGCUCUAGGAAUUCUUGAUCAUGAGUACGGAAUCCCAAAACUUUGGCUGAAUUCGAGUGUAGUCCAAGACUUUGAUCUCGAAGACGAGUAUUACCAACUAAACCAGCAAUUGGCCACUGAGCUAGAUAAGCUUAUAUAUUUGAACAAGAAGAAGGAGCUUCAAGGAUCUUCUGCGGAGGAAAUUACGCAACAAUACGAAGAAGUGAUCCAACUCGAUCAGUUGAAAGGGCUUUCUAAUGAUGAAAUGGAGAAAUUCUUGAUAGCUCACACAGAGCACUUCAAAACAACAGCAUUAUUGAAUGAGUACUUGGCAUUGGCGCUUCCAUUGCUCCGAGCCAUCUACCACGGCAACUCCACGUUGGCAGAUUCGGAAUUCACAAUUCUCAACAACUUGAAAAAGCUCUACUCACAGUACAAUGACCAUCCAGCCAACAUUAGCAGGCUAAUGCGUGGGUACGAAGAUCAGAAUGGCCAUGUGGCUAAAGAGGCAGAGCUUCUGGCGCAGAUCGAGACGCUUUUUGCAUCGGCCGUUACAGAACACGUAAAACUGCUCCAUGAAUUGAACCAGGAGUACUUGGUGCUUCAAAACACUUAUACCAAUCAGGUCCAGUCGCAGACGGAUUCUAGUUCUGAAAUGCCAUCGGAGGUGAAGAAGCUCCGGACUGCAGUGGCGGGGUUGGCGAAGAAGAUAUCGUCGGUGUCGGUUCUAUGUGAUUUACUUCCCAAUCUUGUUCUAUGUCAGUCAUCCAAUUGGUACAAUGACAAGUCGCUUCGAGGAGUGGUGGAGGACUGUCAAGAUACGGCGGAGCAACUUUCAGAGAUCGUGCAGUUGAGCACACGGACCAUCAAAAGUGUAACGGUGGAGAGCAUUUUUAAGAUGGACUUUGAAGAGAUCGUAGAUACUAUGGGGAAGGUGGAGGUUUGA